ACGGAAAAGGCUGUAUCUGGGCCGGGCUGGGAGCGGUGACCCGCCCUACCCCAACCAGUUUCGCCCAGGUGCGGGGGGGAGGGGGCGGCGGUUUAACAGCGCCCAGUUUGCCCGGGAGGAGGAGCUGCCACCGCCGCCCCCUGCGCGUCCCAGGUGUAACCGGAGCCGGGAAGGGCGCGGCGCAGCCACCAUCACCUGUGGAACCUGUCGAGCGGCUCACAUCGGUUCGCCGCCGCGCACGCUAAGCUCUGUCUCCUCGGCCCGCGCCUCGGAGGACUUUUCUCCGGCUUCUCCGUGCCCCGCCGCCAGCCCGAGCCAUGAAGCUGCUCAGAGGGGCUGCGCUCCUGCUGAUACUCUACACUGUCGUCCGUUCCGUGGAGAGCUCGUGCAUCUGCGAGAAGAACAAGCGUGUCACCAAUUGCAGAGAGGCCAGCGGCGUGUGCUGGUGCGACUCGAUCGGCACUGGCGUGUCCGUGAACUGCGGUACUCUGACCUCAAAAUGCCUGUUGAUGAAAGCAGAAAUGGCACACACAAAAUCGGGUCGUCGUGAGAAACCAAAGGAUGCAUUUGAAGAUACCGAUGGCCUUUACGAUCCCGAGUGUGAAAACAAUGGUGUUUUCAAGGCAAAGCAGUGCAACGGAACCACCUGUUGGUGUGUCAAUACAGCUGGUGUUAGAAGAACUGACAAACAUGAUGCAGACCUGAAGUGCAACCAGUUAGUCAGAACAAUGUGGAUCAUCAUUGAAAUGAAACAUGCUGAAAGAAACUCUCCUCUGAGCUCUGAAUCUUUAGACAAGUUCUUCAGGGAUGUCAUUACCAAACGUUACCAGCUGAAUGGACGGUAUAUCACUAAGGUUCUGUAUGAAAAACCAUACAUUACUAUUGAUUUGAAGCAAAAUUCCACAGAGAAAUCUGCAGGAGAUGUGGAUAUAGCUGAUGUGGCCUACUACUUUGAGAAGGAUGUAAAAGGUGACUCCCUCUUUCAAAAUAACAACCUAAACAUGAGUAUUGAUAGUGAAGCCCUGCUUUUUGAGAAGACAGUAGUGUACUACAUUGAUGAAAUACCACCAGAGUUUUCCAUGAAGUCUCUGACUCCUGGCCUCAUUGCUGUCAUUGUAGUAGUAGUAGUAGCAAUAGUUGCUGCUAUUGUUGUUCUGGUCUUAACAAGAAGGAGGAAAGGGAAGUACGUGAAAGCAGAGGUAAAGGAAAUGAACGAAAUGCAUAGGGGACUGAAUGCUUAACUAAAUCAGCUGAAGACAGAGUAAGAGUCAACCAACAAGACAACAGAAACUAUUGGAGGCAUGGAUGUUUAACUCUAGAAAGAGUCCUCCUAACAGCCAAGACUGGUAACUGUGCUACUACUUACACUAUUUGUCGGGAGUUAAAUCUUAAGCGCCCCAUCUUACUCAAGUCAACCUUUUAACUAUUGCUCCCCAAUUUUAUUUUUUGGGGUUUUUUAUGAUGAUGAAAUGAGUUAACAACUGCUGUUACUAGGGUUAUGGAGCAUAGAAGCUCAAAUGGCUAUUUUACCUUUGUGGGAGGUUUAUUAAAGUAAUGAUUUUUGUUUGCAGCUGUGUAAUGAGGCUGUCACCUGUAUAACUGAACUGUUUUUAUGGCUGUCUGUAUAUAGCUGAAGUUGCUGAAACUUUUUUAUGACUUGAAUUAAUAAAACUUUGAAACAGGCUUCCAAUUCUUCCAUGUUGAAAUCAUGAUCUGUGAAGCUAUUGUGCUCACAAGUUCAGGAGUGUAAUACUUAAAGCAAGAAACCUCAACGUCGGUAAAAAUACUCAUUGACAAACUUUGGUUUAACCAUCUAAUCUCAAUAGCAAGAUAGAUUCUUCUCUUUUUUUUCCUGAAAGCUGUGAAAAGUGUGCUUUAUCCUAUCUUCCACUCUUGUAUGGGCAGCAGAAGUAAAUGAUAAAAGAUGGAUUGUUUGUAUAAAAAAAUAAACAUGCUAUGAAUGUAGCAAUUUUGGGAAUGCAUGGCCUGCUCUUU
Molecule: messenger RNA, 1995 nt
Organism: Dryobates pubescens (Downy woodpecker)
Lineage: Eukaryota; Metazoa; Chordata; Aves; Piciformes; Picidae
Gene: EPCAM
Product: epithelial cell adhesion molecule
Exons: 9
Coding region: 318-1241 (307 amino acids)
Cellular component (GO): bicellular tight junction; membrane
Molecular function (GO): cadherin binding involved in cell-cell adhesion
Source: RefSeq, a predicted model, not a curated record